UAUUAGAUCUUAGAGAAAUGGCUUUCAUUCAUUUGGAUAUCAGAUGUCUAUAUGCCAUUCUUAUUUGCACUGCUUUUGGCUCUACUUUGUCUUCAGAUGCUGAAAUAAAAGUUAAACCCCCUCAGGAUUUUGAGAUAGUGGAUCCUGGAUAUUUAGGUUUUCUCUAUUUACAAUGGCAACCUUCACUGUCUCUGGAUAAUUUUAAGGAAUGCACAAUAGAAUAUGAAUUAAAAUACAGAAAUAUUGAUAGUGAAAACUGGAAGACUAUCAUUACUAAGAAUCUGCAUUAUAAAGACGGGUUUGAUCUUAACAAAGGCGUUGAAGCAAAGAUACACACGCUUCUGCAAGGGCAAUGCACAAACGGAUCUGCAGUUCAAAGUUCAUGGUCAGAAGCUACUUAUUCGACAUCACCACAAGGAAAUCUGGAAACUAAAAUUCGGGAUAUGGAUUGUAUAUAUUACAACUGGGAAUAUUUAGUCUGCUCUUGGAAACUUGGGAUGGGUGUCCACUUUGAUACCAAUUACAACUUGUUUUACUGGUAUGAAGGCUUGGACCAUGCAUUACAAUGUGUUGAUUACAUCAAGAGUAAUGGAAAAAAUAUUGGAUGCAGGUUUCCCUAUUUGGAGUCACCAGACUAUAAAGAUUUCUACAUCUGUGUUAAUGGAUCAUCAAAAUCCCAGCUUAUCAGACCCAGCUAUUUCAUUUUUCAGCUUCAAGAUAUAGUUAAACCUUCACCACCAGACUAUCUUAGUAUUAUUGUGAAGAAUUCAGAAGAAAUUAACCUGAAAUGGAGCAUUCCUAUAGGACCUACUCCAGCAAAGUGUUUCAUUUAUGAAAUUGAGUUCACAGAAGAUGAUACUACUUUGGUGACUCCCACAUUUGAAAAUGAAAUAUAUAUCACAAGAACAUCAAAUAAAAGCCAACAAUUAUGCUUUUUAGUGAGAAGCAGAGUGAAUAUUUAUUGCUCAGAUGGUGGAAUUUGGAGUGAAUGGAGUGAUAAACAAUGCUGGCAAGGUGACAUAUGGAGGGAAACCUUGUUAUUUUUCUUGAUACCAUUUGCUUUUGUCUCAUUAUUUGUUUUGUUAAUAACUUGUAUGCUUUUGUAUAAGCAAAAAGCUUUACUGAAAAUGGUUUUUCAUACAAAAAAAGAACUCUUUUCUCAUCAAGAGACACUUUUUUGA
Molecule: messenger RNA, 1181 nt
Organism: Pteropus alecto (black flying fox)
Lineage: Eukaryota; Metazoa; Chordata; Mammalia; Chiroptera; Pteropodidae
Gene: IL13RA2
Product: interleukin 13 receptor subunit alpha 2
Exons: 9
Coding region: 18-1181 (387 amino acids)
Biological process (GO): cytokine-mediated signaling pathway
Cellular component (GO): external side of plasma membrane; membrane
Molecular function (GO): cytokine receptor activity; protein binding
Source: RefSeq, a predicted model, not a curated record